CGGCUCCCCCCGCCCCUCGCCGCCCCCUCGCCCGGCCCUGCCGGCGGUCCCGGGGCUGCUGCCAUGGAGCUGCCGGCCGUCAGCCUCAAGGGGAUGCAUGAAUUACAUGUUGCCACUCUCCUAUGCCUGGGGAAAUUUCAGUGUCCUUGCAGUGGGGAUCUGGGCCAUUGUGCAGCGAGAUUCCCUUGAUGCCAUAACGAUGGUGUCACCAGUGCAGGCCGGGACAGCAGCACCUAUGAGCCCAUUGAUCAGCCAGAUGCUCCUCCACAGUGGCCUUCCUCAAGCAAGGCAGCCCAGCCACCAUACUGAGGCACCCUGCAGCCAGGACAGACACUGCCCUUGCCCAGCCCAGCCUCCCACUCUUCCCACUGAGCAGCACCUGCUACUGGGAAAAUCGGAGAAGAUCUGAUAUUUCUUUUGCCUACCUAAAGGUUAGGCAGAUGGGUUCUGCAGUAAGUCCAGAAGAUCUUGGAGGUGUCAUGUUAAGCACUGCGUAAUCCCAGUACUCUCCUCUCUUCCCUCCCCAUAAAUCCCUCCUCUGUACAUGUGACUGGAUGCACCUCCUGCAGUUUUCCAGUCUUCCAUUGUGCUUCCUCUUCUUUAUAAGAGAACCACUCAAAGUACUCCUGGACAAGCAAUCUCUAAAAGGCUUAUGGACUGCCCUAAAGCAAUACAGUAUAGCCUGAUUUUAUGCAGCUAUAUCUCCAGGAAACACCUGGGAGUUCCCAAGAGCUGUUUUUGAUGGCAUUAUUUAACUUCUUGUGCUCCCAGUAUCUGGUAUUGGGUUUUAUUAACUGAUGCUUUUAUGCAAGUUGAAUGUCCUUCAUGAUUCUUAAAAUGACUGUUGAAUGUUGAUUACAGAUCCUUUGUGCCUUGAAAUAUCCUUUUGCCUUCAGCUGCUUGUCUUAACAGAACUUGAAAUGUUAGACUUUUCUAAGAAAACUAUAAAAUCAACACAGUUUUUCUGUGUUAGAAAAAGUUACACUGGUUGCUUAUGUCUCAUUUGAAAACGUAGCUUUUCCUGAGGGCUUGGGACUGGAGCCAGGCAGUCUGGGAGGGUCAUUAUGGGGGAAGGUCUACAGGGCUCUCAUGGUUUUUAGCCUAAGCUUUACUCUGAGGAGUAGAAGAUACUGCAUAUAAUUUUGUGGGUAGGAAGAUGGGCUAGUAAAAUGGGGAUUGAGGAAAGAUGGACUUAUUUACGCUUUAGAUGUCAGUUCCAUUGGGUGUGGCAAACUAUAGACUCUGUUAUGCACGAUAAAUCUGUCCUGCUGUGGCUUUCAGGUAAGAUUCUAAAAAAAGAAAACCAAACAAACAAAACCCCAGAAGCACACAAACAACCACAUUUCAACAGGAUUCAUUUAUAGAAGAAAAUUAGUAUGUUAGCUUUGGCAGAAUUCUAGUACUAGGAAGAUAGGUAUUUUUCUGAAGGAAGUUCAUUGUCAAAGUUUCUGUCUGUUAUUUUACAACUGCAUUUCUCCUGACAAGACCUUCUGCUGCACUGAUUCUUCAGUAACCAAGACCCCUGUUGGCUUUGCUCUAAGCUCCAGAAACAUGCCAUUUGUAUUUUUAAAACCAAGCAGUUUUCUUCCAACUUCAAUCAAUUGUAAGCAGGUGCUUCUGCUCCUCUGCUGCACAAGCACGACAUUGACCUCUUGGUGUACCUGAACCAAGCACAUGGUAAAUGCCAUACAAGUGUUGUACAUUCUUUUUACAGGCUUUAAAUAUAAUAGGGCACAAGACUAGGAAUUGGUCUGUUCACGUGAUUAGAUGGCAAAGGAGGAAAGAGUAGGGAGAAAUUGCUGGGGCUUGUGGAGUUCCAGAGCCUUUAUGUGAAUGGGUUUUUUCAGCUCUUCAGAACUGUACAGUGACAGCACACAGCCCUGAAUAAGACAUCUAAAUGCUCAGGGUGUUUUUUUACCUACAUCCAGGCACCAAAGACUGAAAAUCAUGCUUUUAAUGCUGUGGGGUUUGGGUGUUGGCACAGUCAGUAGAUUCUAGGGAGGCCUUCCCAGAUGUUGUACGUUGGAAAUACCCAUCUAGCUGACCUGCCAUGCGUUUUUCUGUGAAAAAUUUGGUACAUUUGGGAGCUCCAAGAAGCAGAGCAAGGCGUGAAUAACACUGAUCUUACAGUGCCUCAAGAAUACCUAUUUUGGGCAGUAAAGCAGAGGUGAUGAUAAAAACAGACCCCUUUCCUGGCUGAGGAGGAAGAGAAUGUUUGUAUCUGGCUCAGGAGGGCGUGAGGGGAUUCACGGAGCUGCUGUGCAAGAGCACGGCCUUGCUGCCUUCUCGGUGGGGUCUCAGUGAGAUCUCCUCACCCAGACAGCUGCCAUGCUCCAUUCGGCUGGUUUUGCUUUGUUUUUUUUUCAAUCCUCGGCUUCUGCUGUGCCCGCCGUUUUGGUGGUGAGCAGCUCUCAGCAUUAAGCCUAACCCGCCCAGGGCACGUGCCUCCCUCAGCGCUGGCGUUCGGGUUCCGCCUGGGGAUGAAGACGUGGCGGCUGUCCUGAGGCACUGCUCGGGACAGGCACGGCUCCCGCCCGGCAUGAGCCCCCCUCGCCAGGUCCGGGCCCCGGCUUUAAUUAGCCAUGGCCCAGAGCGGCUUUCCCCGGCCAUCUGUAGCCCCGGUGACCGACCUAAUCGGGGGGAUAAGCUGCUUAUGGAGCCGCAGCUGGAGCGGGCGCUGAGGGGGCCGAGGGUGGCUGUGGCCGCGGCCGCGAAGGAGGUGCCGGCUCAGCCGCUCAGUGUGGUCGGUCCCCGGGGCCCAGCAGUGCCGGUGCCUCUCGCAGUGGGUAAGUGGAGCCGUCGGGGCUGCUGAGCGGAGCCUCGGCCGUGGGUGAGGAGUUUCUCACUCCCAGUGCUGCGUCCUGGGCGCUUGGAUGGCAGCGCUGCGGAGGGAGGAGCGCCUGUGUGUGCUUGUUGAUCGCACGGGCAUCGUGCGGCGGCAGCGAUGGUUGGUUUGGUUUGUAACGCAGAGCAGUGUUUGGAAAAAAACUGCUUGCCAAGGCAGCUGAAGUGUGAGCUCAGAGUAAUCACUGGCCCCUACUUGGAAUAUGAAAUGGAUCAGUCUUGGUCUGCAGGGAUCGGGAAUAAGCACUGUGUGUGUGCAGCGUAAAUGUGUUUGUUAUGGGUCUGGCGUUGUUACCGUAUUGCUGAAAUGGUAUUUGCUUGAAAGAGCUUGAUUUACUUUUCAUUAACUGUGCUAUUUAUUUCCUUUGGCGUAUAACAAAAGAAAUAACUUGAUCAUCUUAAUUUUUAUUUGCUUAAUUGAAUUUGUUUCAGGUUUUAAUGUGUUUGUGUGCUACUGCAAAGUGUAUAUGGUAAGCAUGCAUUAAAUGUUUUAUUGGAAUCAUAAAAACUAAUAUAAAAUCCAUUGGUCAUGGAUUUUGCAGUUCAUAAAAUGUGCAGUUUGCCUUGAUUAUCUUUUGGCCUCAGAAGAAGUUUUGAAAAAGAUCUUCAUAAGAUCUUGUGACUGAGAAUAACCCUACUGCUUAAAAGUUGUUAUGGUAAAGAUGUGAGUAGCAAUUUCAGAAGGCAGACAAACGUGAUUUUGAAAGGAUACUAUUUCUUCCAGAUCUCAAUGAGACUGAAAUUAGGAAUGAGUGAGGUGAAGGACACCACCUGAAAUAGCCAUGGUGAUGUGUUGAGAACCUGGUACCUAGCACAAAGAAUUGAAAUGGAGAGCUAAAAAAACCACAAGUUAUCAAGAAAAUAGAUUAUUAUCAAGAAAAUAGAUUAUGUCCAAAUUCUUGAGCAUAAGGUAGUCCAGAGCCAGGUUUUGGGUGUUCACAGAGCAAAAUAGCACUGAAAAACGUGGUGGGUUUAGGUCCUUUUGCUAUUUAAAUCCUUUGUAACACCCUUUUGUGAUACAUUGCUUGUCGAUUGGCUAUUUCUGGGAUGCAAGGAGUGCUUCCAUGGAACACCAGUCCACUGCAUUUUGUGGUUAUACUUCAUACAGUGAUAGGCACCCUAAGGAAGGCAGCUGUGCUUUGUCUGUUCACUCUGUAGUUGCCAACUUCAACUGGUCUGGAGGAAAUAAUGGGAUCUUUCUGUUCAUGGCACCCUUGGUGAUAUAUGAAAGGCAGUAACAGCAGUUCCCAGGCAUAAUUGCAGCACCGCCUGACUGUCUCCUGCUGCUUUAGAAACUGUGUUUGCUCCCCAGAUUGUGGUGAUUACUGAAGGAGUUUGCAUGUGAGAGGGAAAAAUGAGCUGCUACAAACAGGGACAACUGAGCCUCAAAUGUUCUCUUAGAAGAGAAUGAGAUAAACACAGCUUAGAAACAGUGCAAUUUGGCAGGAGGCUUUCUGGGAUUAGAGUGUGUUUGAAAAAGACAAUGGGCAUUGAUUUCGUUGCUGUCUCUUCUCAGAUUAACUAGGGGGCUUUAAGAUGAUAGAGAUGUGUGUGUCUUUAUACAAUACCAUUUUCAUUUUUAAAAGAGAGGUGGAAAAGAAUGGUGGUUAGAGUGACAGUGAUUGACAACUUGCUUUUAAAAUCUGAGGGAAUGGAACCACAGUCCUCUCAAAUUGCACUUGUCUGUUAGCAGCAACUUAAGAAUCCAUUUUCAGCAUGAAUGUUAUAUGUAUAACCAUCAGACUUAGUGGCUAGACUGCAUAGUAGGUCUCCCAGCUAUGCUGUAAAUCUUCCGGAUUAGGGGACAGUGUGGAUUUUAUGAAUAUGUAAACAUGGUUUCAUCCUUUAGUGCAGACAAAAAGAAAUAAGUCUAUAUAGCCUUGAACUUGGGAUAAUUCAGCCUUGCUAGCAACAGACUCCUUCUGAGGCUGCUGGUGUAUAAUGCUGGAAGUCUUUGUUUUCCAGGUUUUUUGUGGAGAACUGAAUCUGUCCUUUUCAUUCAUUCCUGCUCUGCCAGAUACGAUUGUCUGCUGAAAAACAGGAAGACAGUAGUGUCCCUAACACUUUCAGGACUGAGACUGGUGGAUCAGAAACAAGAAAUUCACAAGGAAAGUACCCAAAGGCUUUGGCAAACUAGGCAAGAUGAGAUAGGAAAUACUCAUGGUCCUUUGCUUAUAUUUCUUCUUGUUUUUCUUCAGAGCAAAGACACAUUCAGAAGAACAUGAAUUUCAAUCUGUAUUUGGGCACUAGAAGUCAAGUAGACAUUUCUCAUCCCUGGCCUGAGGCUGCAGCAUUCAGUAUAAGCACAGAGGCAGCAGCACAGGGUUAGCUGUGUACCACACCUCUGUCAGAUGGGAAGAGAUCCCAGUCUGAAGACAGACUAAUCUCUCCUGCCCUUCUCAGCCCUUCCUGGACACUGCCAGCCAGUUCUGCAGUUCCUACUUGCUGCAGCAGAAUAAUCUGUGCCCUAGGCUGUAGCAGCACAGCUCUAUAAGUGUGUAGUUCAUAGAGUCCCCAUCUUGCUUUGUCACUCCUCCCUGCUGUGUAUCUCCCCCAGAGGCACUUUGACCUUGAGGCUUGUAUUUUGGAAGGGAGAAGGAGUGAGAGUAUUGACUUGCCUCAACAACACCAUCAGGAAGCCAAGACAGCUGGUAGCUGCUCCAUACCCAUUGUUCACCAUCAUUAUUCAGAAAGAGGGAACAAGAAUUGUGACUAUCUGGUGGAAAGCCAACAGCAUCAGCCUUCUGCUGCUUCUUGUAUGAAUCCUGUGAGCUCUUUACUGGUCAAUGCACAUUUGUCAUCUCAUGCUGCAGAUUCCCCUCUUAGGCAUGAAUUAGUGGUGGGUCCUUCUUUAAGGAGCUCAAGUGAAAGUGUGAACACUUGUCACAAGUCAGCCCUCACUCUGGGGAAUCUUGAUCCAUCUAAUCUGGAGUCUUUUCAGUCUCUUUUGCAAUCCUCACAGAUUUCAGCUAGCUUGUACUGUUCAGUCCAGAGGCUUAAGCAAGAAAGUGCUUUGAUGGGGAUAUGGGGUUCCCUCCCUCUGGAGUCUGAAUCUUCUCCAGUCAUUGGCCAUUCAUGCUUUGCUCCUGAUGAUUUAGGUCCCAGUAUCCUGACCAUGGGAGAACAGCUAGCUGCAGUAAAAACCAGUGCUCCUCAGGCAAGAUUGAGAUGGAGUGUCCCAUUUGCUAAAGACUGGAGCCUUAGUGCAGUGACAAGAGACUUCAGUCUUGCUGAGCCUCUCUCUGGCUCUUACAGAUAUGGAUACAUUGGCUCUAACACAUGGAGAACCAAAAUUUCAGGGGGCAUUCAGCCACAAACCCUUGCCUCUGGAGUGGGCUCUGGCAGGCUAGUGGGUAGAGAAGCAGAUUUCUCCUUCCGUUGCUCCCCUUUCUUUAGAUGCCAGUCCCUGGUAAAGCCAUCCCUGGAAACUGGUAGUCUUUAUGUUCAAAGCCAAAGUAAUUCUCCUGGAAACGUUGUUAAAGGCAAACAGACAUCUAAUGGGGGGUCUCCAUGUGCUGAGUCUUGGAAGAAAAACCUUUCAGCCAGGCUGGAUCCAGAGGUUCUGCAGGUGUUACUGGAGACAGAUUUGGGGGGCGCUCAGAGGAAUGUUUGUGUAGCCAUGUGUGGGACUCCUGCAGAAGUGUGUGUGAGCAUCACUUCUCAUCCUGGAGAUAAAGAGUUUAGACCAGGCCAGCAGCUUAGUGUUAAAUCUGUAGAAGUCAGCAGCUCUCAUGUUAAGUGCAGCAAAGAGUCAGAAGAGGUGUGUCACUCCAGAUCACCAGCAGCCAGAAGAACAGCUGCAGUGGGCAGCAGCCAGUCCAGUCCUUUGGGUACACCAGUUGAAGAAGGUUUUAAUGAACAUUCUGAUGUAGAUUGUAUGAACAUGAGCAGAGAAGGAAGGAGAAACAAAUACUCCUACCAAAGCAGCCGGUGGAAUUUGGAAGCUGAUGGCAAUCUUGAGCAGUCUGAAGAAUAUUCUGUAGAAAGGAAUGCCAAAGAACCAUGGUGCUGUGAAGAAAGGAACCAGACACAGAAAACUCUGCCCAGAGAGGUGAGGGUGUGGUCACUGUGAAGCAUCUCUGUUCACAGGUAUUACUUGUGCUUGUUUCUGCCACUUGCUAGAGGUGCAGAGUUGAGGUACAAGUGAUGGGGAUGCUUGUCCUAUAGUUCUUUCUUGUCACAGAAUAGCCAGAAUCUCAUCUCUUGCAGUCCUUCUUCAUCCUAACGUAUGCAUCUUUCCAUCUCACAUGUUUCUUCCUAAAGACUAGCACGUCAACUUGGUUGUUUUGGCAGUGUAAACACCUGUUUAUAUUCUCUGAUCUGCUUGCCAAGGGAAGGCAUUAAACUGGAUUUUACUCUGUGCAUUGUUGCAGGGCCCUGAGAUUCAGGCUUUUUGUGCCUUUUUAUAUCUGAAGUAUAUAAGAAUAUUCACAGAGCAGUGGUGUGGGAGCAAUGUCCAAGGCAUCCCACAUAAUACGUGAUCUUGAGGCAGUCCUGCUCUGGUCUCCAUCCAAAAUGAUGUGUGCCACAAAGACAAAUUCUUCAAUAGAGUGGAGCAGUGUGAAUAAUGUUGAAUUACUGUCUUUUGUCUGUUUGCAGAUCUCAGAGAACAGCUUCUGGUCGUUGAAGGUGAAUGAGCAAAGUUUCUGGCACUUGCGUGACAAACAAAUCCUAAGAAGGUGUUUCCAAGCCUGGAGGAGAUAUAUCCUUUGGAAGAGGGCAGCCACGCAGCUUUACAGACACCAGCUGCUUCAGAAGGGCUUUGGUGCUCUGCAGUGGCUUGUGCACCAAAGGAGGUCACAACUGGAGGUGGCCCAGCAGAGACAUGCUUCAACUCUGCUAGCUGCCAGCUUCCAGAGGUGGAAGGAAGCUAUGGCAAAACAGAGCCAGAAGAAAGCUCUGCAGCCUGAGCCUUACUCCUAUACCCAAAGUUUAUCAGCUGGGAUUUUUGGAGUAGGAAGAUUAGCCACUAUGACAACCUCAGCUCAGCAUCAGCCUGCAACAGGGUACUCAAAGGAAGUGGAGCAGGCUUAUAGGAUGGAGGGAGAGCUGUGGACACAACUACGUCAUAGGCAGAGAGGAGAUGAGUUCUGCUGGGGAGUUGAAGCAAUCAGAGACAUGAGGCAGCUGGCUGCAGCUUUCAGACUGUGGCGCCUGCAGAAGGAGCUGCUGAGCAAAGAGGAAGCCAGGCUUUUGGAAGCCCAUGCUCUGCUGGAAAAGAAGAAGCUACGAAACAUUUUCUGGAUGUGGCAUUCUCAAAGCUUGGAAAUGAAAGAGAUUCUAAGACUGACAACUCAAAUCCAAAGAAACUUGGUCUCCCGGUGCUUCAGUACAUGGAAGGAGACUGUUGAGCAGAAGGCACUUGACAGGUGCAACCUGGCCCAUCUCAGAGCAGUAUCACUGAGGAAGCACUUCCAGCAGUGGGUUGAGAUGCUGCAGGUCAGAGGAGGUGACAAGCUGGCAGUGGUGAACCUCUUCCUCCUACGAUGGAGGCAGCAUUAUGGAGCAGUUAUGAGCUCAGUAGCUGACAAGAGUGUGACAAAGAGGCAUGAAGGUCAGACAUCAUGGACUGGAGAGAGACAGUUUCUGGAGAAAACAGUCUAUUCUUUUGAUGAUUUCUGCCAAAAACUGAAGCUGCAGAGAGUAUAUCUGCUGUGGAAGACAAGGCUGUGUGAGCAUCACAAGGCUGAUUCUUUCUCUCAGACUUUGGAGCAGAACAAACUCAGAAAAACUCUGAAAUUAUGGCACCAAAAGUAUCUCAUGCUGAAGACAAUUGAACAAAGUUCUAAGCACUUGCAUAGAGCUGUCAAUGAGGAACCUCUUGCCAGGCUGUUUUCUGAGGACCUCUCAACAUCAUCUGGCUUUGACAGCAGUGCACCAGCUACUCUGACCUCUCAAAGCUCAUUGGAAAAGGAAUGCAGUCUGAGUGACAGCAGCCAGCAUGGCUUCUCCUCCCCUCUGACUGCUGAGGAUGUCACACAUAUGUCAUGUCACAGUUCUUUCCUUCAACUCCACCAGUGCACAGAGCUGCCAGCUGAGCUGUGCUUGCAGAGCUCCUUCCCUGCAUCUGGAAGAAAUUGGUUUGUGGGAAAUCAGUUUCACUCUUCAGUGCUACAGAGUCCAGAUAAUAAUUCCCAGCCUCUCACCAGUUACUCUGCAUGGGAAGAGGGCUGCAGUUCUGACAAGGAGGUGAAGAGUUGCUGGCAGCAAGCAGAGCAGUGCUGCCUGCAGAGGUGCUUCAUUUUCUGGUCAGCUCAAACUCGACACCAUGUGAAGGCCCAGCAGCACUGCAGGCGCGUUCAGCUGUCUCGAGCCUUUCUCAGCUGGCACCACUGGGUCAUGGAAAAUAAGAACCAAAAAGCAGCAGCAGCCCUAAAACAUGGAGUUCAUUGUGUGCAGAUGGCUUUCAGCCUGUGGAAAAGGAGGCUGGCCCAGAAAGUGGAAGUUGACCGAAGAUUCAGGUGUCAUGUUCACCAGAUGACUGCUGAUGCUCUGUGGCACUGGCAUUCCUGCUGUCAAAGGAAGCGUGCUCUGGGAGAACUGCAGCAGCAAUGGGCCUGGCACAGCUGCCAAGAGAAGAAGAGGCUGGUCCUGCAGACAUGGUAUCACCAAACAAGGAAGCAGAAAUAUGCUGUGUUAUUCUGGGAACGUUUUCUCCUGCACAGGUGCCUUGUCGCUUGGGCCCAGGUCACUGCAUGUAAACUAAGGCAGCAUGAAGCCCUCUCCUAUUUUAAAAGAGUCAGAGAGCACCGUCUCCUGGUUGGGAGCUUCAUUAAGUGGAGGGACAAACUCUGGAGAGCUGAACAAGUGCCAGGAGGGAGAAACCACAAGUGGCAGGAGCCCUCUCCAGGUAAAGCCUGUCACCGCUGGCGAGUGGCUGCAAGAGGACAGCAAGCCCUGCGCCUGGGAUCUGUGGCUACUGUCAAACAAGCCUGCAACUACUGGACCAGAGCAGCUGCCUUUUCCCAGUGCUUACGGCAGCGCAGUACCCUCAUAGGUGUCAGGAAAAGCAGAAAGAUGUCCCUCUCUUGGCCCACAAAAAGCAGAAGAGGCAGAGAAGAAGAUUCAGCACCAACUGGACAUUUUCCCAGUGCCAUUCAGCGCUGGCUGGUGAUCUACAGGAGCCAAAACAGGGCUGAGAGGUUGCUGGAGAGACCUGAUGUGGUAGGACCCUCUCAUGCACAUGCGAAGAUCCAGGAGAACGCAGCAGAGGUGGACUUGGAGGAGUGGGCUAAGAAGUCACUUGGGAGGAGAUACCUGAAGAGGUGGCAUCACACAGCGGUACUGCGCCGGUGCCAGCAUGAUAGGAAACUGCUCUGUCUGGCAAGGGGAUGGCAUCAGUGGAGGGAAGCCAGCAGGGUGGUGAUACUGGCUCAGGUGCUGGACCAGCAGCGGCUGAUAGAAAAGGCCUGGAGGGUGUGGAGACAAAGAUAUUUGCAAAGCUGUGUGGUGCAGAAUCUUUUGAAGGAGGAAGCCAGGAGCCUCCUGUCUCAGGCCUUUGGGAGGUGGUGGCAGCUCACAGCAUUCCAGUGUAAGGACAAAGGAUCCUGCUGAAUGGAAGGGCCUGCCUGCAGCUGCUGCUCAAUUCAGGACACGUGGAGGAUACAGCUCCUGUCACAACAAGGAGGUGGUCCUGUGCUGUCAAAAAAGAAUACUCUGCUCUUACAGUAAAAGCAGUGCUGCCAGUCAGAAGGAUGACAGCCAAAGAACAACCAGGAAGAGAUUGUACCUAGUUAAAGGUUCUCUUAAAAGGACUUGUAUCUUACAACACAAACAGAGCAAUAGAAACAGAGAAGUUACUUACAGUUGUAAGGUUGCAUUCUCUUCUUCUCUGGACCAUGCUUUUGCUGGAGUUCUGAUUAAAGGAUGAAAAAGCCUUACAGGCUUUCCUUUUA
This is a messenger RNA of Serinus canaria (Common canary), 10739 nucleotides long. RefSeq names its product chromosome 21 C1orf167 homolog (gene C21H1orf167). The transcript has 21 exons. NCBI's taxonomy places the organism in Eukaryota, Metazoa, Chordata, Aves, Passeriformes, Fringillidae. Bases 7297 to 10398 code for a protein of 1033 amino acids. The record is from RefSeq and is a predicted model, not a curated record.